This is a messenger RNA of Onychostoma macrolepis, 2463 nucleotides long. RefSeq lists its product as uncharacterized. The coding region runs from base 443 to 2173 and encodes 576 amino acids. The record is from RefSeq and is a predicted model, not a curated record. Lineage: Eukaryota; Metazoa; Chordata; Actinopteri; Cypriniformes; Cyprinidae. The transcript has 6 exons.
CCUAUGUCCUUUGUCGAAUAUUGUCUCUGUUGGUGAGUUCUUGUUUCAAGUCAAGUCAAGUCAAGUCAAGUCUUUAUUUGUUUGCAUUUUGGAUAUCACUUUUGUUUAAUAAAGCUGCACUUGGGUUCUUCAACUCACCUUCAGUGGACUCUCAUUACAGAAUACUUGACCCUAACCAGCAGCUUGUUUAUUGCGCCUUCGUCAAGGCACCCAGGCCAUUGCGGACUACGUGGCAGACUUUUGUGAUCUGUGUGACCAGUGGACUCUCAUUUCAACUACACUGUGGUGUCAUUCUCAUGACUUUUCCAAAAAAAAAAAAAAAAAGUUUUCCAUAGAAGGAACGUCUCUUCCAAACAGGUUUGGAACAUAAUGUCAGGGUACAUGACCUGUGCAAAGCCUUUUGCUUCAUCUCAACGUGGAUUCUUACUGAGUAACAGAAGCUAUGCGUCCAUCCAGUAUUUUGACCUUUGAACCAGGGUUGGAGUCUGGAGUGCCAUGGGGCCGUGAUCUUUUUACUUUUGUGACUUCAGCAGCUGGUCACAUGAUGAGGACUUUGCAAAGACCACGUAAAAACAAGCCAUCAAAACGACAAGUCAAUCAUCGCAGGUUUCUGCACAACAUGAUACAGAGAAAAUUUGCUGAAAUAGAGGCAGCGAACCAUCAGCUGUCAUCUGCUUUAUUUUCAACUGAUAACCCCCCCGAUCAUCUAACUCCCAGACUAUCUCACACUGUAACAGAAGUCACAGACCAGUCACCCAAACCUUCAAAAAAAGCUAUUGAAACUUUUAUAAAUGCUGACAAAACCGAAGCGCUUCCUGAACAACAAGAGGAUGUGUGUGACCUCUGGACAUUGGACAGUCUUUUGGACAUCCAUGUGGCUGAUAAAAGUUUCUCACCUUGCAAGUUCCCCAACAGUAGAGGAACAAAUCCGAGAACUGAGAAAGAUGGCAAAGCUUUGAAAAACAACCCUGCAAACUCAAUGGAGAAGGACAAUGACUUCAGCUUCAGCUUCGAAAGGCAGUCAGCAUCUACUGAUCUAGAAAGCUUGACACAAAUGAACAACAGUCUCCUAGAGGACAGCAUGUCCUCCUGGUUUGGGUCCAUUGAAAGAACAAGAACCUAUUCGAAACCACGUCUCGCCAAAUACCAUGACGUGAAGUUGCUCCCCACAGACGUUGAUGUUCCAGACCUGUCACCUCCUUCUCCAGUGAUUUCACUAUUGUCUUUGGAUUCAUGUGAUUUGGAGGUUCAGAUGCUCAUAGAUGCAGAGCACAGUGUGAACCAAAUGCAAGAUGCCACCAUCAUAGAGAGUCUCCAAAUGGAUGUGGUGGACGACCUUGACCUACUGGAUUGUUCUGGUAGUCAUGGAGAUCUGGAUAAAAUGGCUGAAUGGAUGGAUCACAGCGAAGAGGAUGGACGAUAUUUACAGGAAACAUGUGCGUUUCCAAGCUCUCUGGACUCGGAUCUAGAGAACCUAACAGGUUCUGGUGGUGGGGCCACCAACUCCAUAUCCAAUUUUGGCCAAACGGGUCAUGAAUUUUUUGCUGAUGUUCUCUGUAGUCAAGAGCCACGUAGACGUAGUUUCCAUCAUGAUCAAAUAAACUAUGCUUUGAACCACGAUAUCAUUCUAGAAGACCAUUUUGGUCAGGUUGAACCUUGCAUGAAGACGAAUGGAAAGGAAGAUGGUUAUUUAGAUGCAGAUUUUUCUGUCAUGGAUGGUAAUGUUUCAAGCAACCACAUGUUCCCAGGAUUUGAGAGACCGUUGGACCAAUCCAAAAGGAGUCUUUAUGACAACUGGGAACAACAACCUCUAAAAAGCUCAUACAAGAACUAUACAAGUCCAGAUCAGAUUAUGAUGCAAGGCACUGAUAUCAGAAAUGUUGACAAAAACAUUGUACAGGUUGAGAAUCUCAACCAGACUUUAUCAGGCUCCCAAUGCCCGAUAACGUGCUGCCUCGAAGGCUUUUGUUCUCAUGGAGAAGACUCGUGUUUUUACACGAAAUUCAGAGGCAGUCACAACUUUGAGGGCGUGGCUACAUCUUUCCCAGCCACAUUGCAUAAGCUCCACCCCACUCCAAUUCCGACUCCGCCUCUAGAUGAUGAUUGGUUGUUCAGUAAUAUUGUGGCAGAGGAAGAGGUAAAUAGCAUGAAUAAUACAUUUGGAAAGUACUGAUCAGUCACUGGACGGUAAUUGUAUGAACUGUAUUCAUGAAUUUCAUUGUAUCUGGGGAUGUUUGAUUAUUACACUUUUGUGAUUUUAUGAUCAUUUCUGUGAAAUGUUCUUGUCUGUGGUGUGAAAAAUGUAAUAUUUUCUGUCAUAAAAACUGUAUGAGUAUUGUAACAUAAUACAAAAAAAUAAAUAAAUGAAUUAUUUAAAUGGAAAUUUUAAAUUAUUGUAUUUAAAAAGCUCUGUGAUCAGUUCAGUGUUUUAUUGUCUUUGGUCCAAUACGGUUGGACAGGCUU